AAUAUGUAGGUUAGUCCCUCCUAGUAGCUGCAGCUGAAUUUGUUUAUACUUCAUCACACACUGCUUCUGCAAUGCCAAUUCCACUCUAAAUCCAAGAUUGAAACCCAUAGCUAUAGCCAUGUCCACCACAACCCUACCCCUCUUAUCUCCCAACCUCUCUUUCAAACCCUCAUUUCAUCUCCGGCGCCAACCAUUCCCAUCGACGACCAGAGUCCAAUCCUUCAGUCCUCAAUUCAUACGCAGCCUCAUUGGGUUUUCACCCAAAGCACCCAGAUUCUCUUUGGUGAAGCGCUUCGCCACAAACGACGAUGAGAGCGGAGCGGGUGCUGCCGUUGGGGUGGAUGAAGCUGAGAAAGAGGCUCGAGGGCAGGGCACCAUGCCGGAGCGGUUUCGGUACCUCACUAAAGAAGCUCCCGAUCCUCCUGUUAGGUGGCCAUGGCUUGUGGUACUGGUUUUUCUCAUCUAUGCUUGGAGGGCUGUUCUAUUUGAACUUUCAAAUUGGAGGAAUGCUGCCUUUGCAAUUGUUCGUUUUAUAGGAUACGUCCUGAAAUAUGCUUUGGCAGUGGUCUAUCGUUUCAUAGGAAAUCCAAUCACUUUUUCAAUUAGAUCGUUUGAGGAUUCACUUUACGCCAUUCGCGCUUUUUACUCUUGGAUAAUCAACUGCGCCCCUGUACCAGACCUGACCAUCAUCAUUGUUCUUGCAUCACUUGUUUUAGCUAUUGCUGAAGCUGUUGUACCAAACUGUAUCAGCAACCAACCUUAUGUUCUGACUGUAUCCGGUCUCAUCGGCUAUGCUGCUGUUAGAGGCUAUGUUUCUGAACCUUUGUUCUGGACCCUUCUGCUUGGGAUAUACGGUUUUUCAAAAUUUAUCAAGAGGAGAGAUGAUGUUUCAUCCGCAAUGCCUGCUGCAGCCGUCCUCGCUGCUGUUGGAGAGCCUUGGGUUAGAGUUUUGGUGAUUAUCUCGUUCACGGCCUUGGCUAUUUUUCAGUAUUCCAAAACCCUUUCAGAAGGGAAAGAAGUUGAAGAAGUUGGAACGCAGGAGAGGAGGCUUCCAAUUCCACUUCUUCUUGUUGCUUUAGCUAUUGGCUUACGAGUUGGUGCUAAAUGGGCUGGGUAUAGGCACUUGACAUGGAUGAUCGUAUGACCACAAAAACCUGAUAUAUCUGAGUUUGAAGAAGAAUGGAAGAAUGGUGGUCUAUAGAGUUGAGGUAGGUUUUGAUAUAGAUAGAAAGGGUUGUUAUUCUGUUCUCCUUGUUGCAAUUGUUGUAGUGUUUUUUCAAUGGUUUUAAAAGGGAGCAAAGGAUCACAAGGCUGUGCUUGUGCAUAUAAGCUUGUAAUUUGACUGUUCCAGUAAAUGCAUUUGCAAUUUUGAUUUAUUAAAGGAAGCAUAAUUAAGUGCC
This is a messenger RNA of Lotus japonicus, 1400 nucleotides long. RefSeq lists its product as uncharacterized. NCBI's taxonomy places the organism in Eukaryota, Viridiplantae, Streptophyta, Magnoliopsida, Fabales, Fabaceae. The record is from RefSeq and is a predicted model, not a curated record. Bases 119 to 1144 code for a protein of 341 amino acids. The transcript has 2 exons.